AUGGCAGCUGCCAAUUGCAGCCGUACCCUCUCCUGGACGUUCUACCUCUCGGGUAUCCCUGGAUAUGAGGACUUCCACCCCUGGAUCUCCCUCCCGUUCUGCCUCCUCUACCUCGCAGGGGUCGUGGGCAACUGUACCAUCCUGCAUGUUGUCCGGACCGACGCCCGACUCCACGAGCCCAUGUGCUACUUCUUGGCCAUGCUCUCCCUCACGGACACGGGCAUGUCCUUGCCCACGGUGCCGUCCCUCUUCAGGGUGCUGUGGUUCAGGUCCAGGGAGAUCCAGUUCAGUAGCUGUGUGGUCCAAAUGUUUCUCCUUCAUACUUUCUCCUUCACUGAGUCCUCUGUGCUCCUGGCCAUGGCUCUUGACCGGUAUGUGGCCAUCUGCCACCCUCUACGACAUGCUACCCUCCUCACUCCGGCUCUCAUCGCUGAGACGGGCAUCGCAGCCCUGCUGAGGAGUGCCGUUGCCACGCUCCCCCUUCUGGCCCGACGGGCCUUCUUUCCCUUUUGCGGCUCCCACGUCCUCUCUCAUCCCUAUUGUCUGCACCAGGACAUGAUCCGCCUCGCCUGUGCUGACACCAGGUUUAAUGUUAUAUAUGGGCUGGUUCUGAUCACGGCGCUGUGGGGCCUGGACUCUCUGGGUAUUUUCGUGUCUUAUGUGUUCAUCCUUCGUUCCGUAUUAGGCAUCUCAUCCCCGGCGGGGAGGUGUAAGGCCCUCAACACCUGCGUGUCCCACAUCUGUGCUGUGCUUAUCCUCUACGUGCCCAUGAUUGGGCUGUCUGUUGUCCAUCGUUUUGCCACCCAGUCACCCCCCCUCAUGCACAUCUUCAUGGCUCAUAUCUACCUGUUGGUCCCACCUGUGCUCAAUCCAGUCAUCUACAGUGUGAAGACCAAGCAGAUCCGCCAAGGAGUUCUCCGCCUGCUUUUCCCCCCCAAAAUCGGUUCUGCCGUGAUGUAG
Messenger RNA from Phacochoerus africanus (Common warthog), 960 nucleotides. Its product is annotated as olfactory receptor 51G2-like. Gene Ontology annotation, biological process: G protein-coupled receptor signaling pathway. The coding region runs from base 1 to 960 and encodes 319 amino acids. The record is from RefSeq and is a predicted model, not a curated record. The transcript has a single exon. Gene Ontology annotation, molecular function: G protein-coupled receptor activity; olfactory receptor activity. Gene Ontology annotation, cellular component: membrane. NCBI's taxonomy places the organism in Eukaryota, Metazoa, Chordata, Mammalia, Artiodactyla, Suidae.